AUGUCAUCAGUUUAUACACAGUGUGUGAAGUGUAUUAUAUGGGAGAUAGAUUGCUUCUAUGUUUUGUUUGUUGCUUUUCUUGUUUGUCUCCAUUUUGAUCAUGAAAUAUUCUCAUUAAACCAAAAGGGGGGAAAAAAACGGGCAAUUUCUUGGAUGUGUAUAUGCUCGCAUAAAACCCACCGAAGGAUAAUGCCGACUGUGAGUAAAGGUCUAUACAAAUGGUUGAUUGGAAGAGGAAGCACCCUUGAGGAUUUUGCUGACAGGUUAAAUCAUUUCUGGACGUUUGGUCUCCUGCUUCUUCUAGCAUGCAUCAUCAGCUGGAAACAGGGAUACAACAAAGCUAUAAACUGCUGGGCACCAGCUGAAUUUGAAGAACCCAUGAUUAGAUAUACAGAAGAAACUUGCUGGAAUAGUUAUUUUAUUGUUUAUCCACGUGAUGCUGAGAAAGCAGAAGAGUAUAUAUCGGAGAUGACCAACGUCUCAUUCCAAAGAUAUUCGUUUCUGGACUUUAACCUCUUCCCACGUGUCACGACAAAGCCAAUAGAAAUGACCGACAGUUUAAAAGAGAAAAUGUCAACAACUAGGACACUCUAUCAGUGGCUACCAGUAAUCCUUUGCUUUCAAGCGCUAUUUUUCAAGCUGCCCAAUCUUCUCAUGUAUAUUUUUCAUUGCUAUUCAGGGUUAAGUUUUGACAAGAUUUCUGGUUUAACAAGUGGCUACAAAAACUUGAACCUUCAAGAUAGGGAUAUUCUUGGCAGAAAAAUUGCACGUUACUUAAUGAACUGGUGUGGCCAAUGUGAAAACUGGUUACCAUGGAGAUUACUAUCUCUUCUUUGGCUUUUGGUCAAGAUACUUUAUUGUGUCAAUAUUGUUACACAGAUAAGUCUGGUCGAUUCCCUCUUGAAAACAACAGAUACCCCAAUAGACAAUUCUUCUUCAUAUGGUGACCUAAUCUCUGGAAAUCUACUUGAAAACAAUGCUACUCUUUGGAAAGAAUCACCAACCUUCCCACGUGAAGUUCUUUGUGACUUUAGAAUCAUACAAUUUAAUAACAUUCACCGGUAUACUGUUCAAUGUAAUCUUACAGCAAACUACUUCAAUGAGUAUGUCUAUAUGUUCAUAUGGGUGUGGCUUCUAUUUGUUGCCGUGGUAACCUGCCUUAGCCUUGUUGUGUGGAUGAUACAAACUCUUAUACCAAUUUUUCGAAAGCGGUACAUAGAGAAGGCAAUCAAACUGGAAGACGACCCUGAUAUGAAGUCUGUAUCAUCAUACAGCAUGGAUAAAUUUUGUAACAUCAUUGGCGAGGAUGGUGUCAUGACCUUGAAACUUUUAGGAGCCAACACAUCAGAGCUACUUGUAAGCAAUGUCAUCUACAACAUGUGGAAAUUGAGGGUCAAUGACCUGAAUAGACCAACUUCAGGACAAGUAUUUUCUGUACCAGAAGUUAUGGUACAUCCCGAGGCAGUUGCUGUACAAGCGCAACCUGGCAUGGCCCAAGUUCAAUCAAGUGGUUCUCCUGCUACAAGUUCAAAUGUUACAAAAGAAGGCAGACUAAAAACUUUGAUGUUCACACAAGACCUAUAAUAGAUGUGCAACAUUUGUUUUAAUAAUAAAAUAAAAAGUUUUUAUGGCCUGCUAGUAGAGCCAAGUGCUGUACCAUUUUAACUUAGUAUGCCAUAAGUGACACCUGCUGCUGCAAAUUUAGAUGUGGCAUAGUCAAAAAGGCAGUCUAAAAGACUUUCAUUGACAUGAUAAACUUGUAAAAAUAUAAACAUGGAUCACUUGUAAAAAAGACUUUCAUUGACAAAGUUAAAAGUCAUAAGAAUAUAAACAUAUAUUGAAAGCUUUCAUGCUUUUAGAUUUUAGUUUUAAAUAAUAUGAACUUAUCCCGUAAUGAUACAAAAAGUAUGAAAACACUCCUAUUUGCUUUUAAGGUUUAAAAAUCUUCUUAAUGACCAAAAGCAACAACAGAACCAAUGUCACAAUAAAACAUCUUUGUUUUCUUUACCUUUAAAUAAUCAUUGUAUUUCUUAUAGUAAUACUAUUAAAAACUUAUAGCAUCAAGAUACUGUAAUCUUUACCAAUUUAUUACAUUAUACCAUAUAUUCAUGUACAUGAUAUUCACCUACAUAUUUGUAAAUUGAAAGCUGUCAAUAAAGUAUAUAAAAGUA
Messenger RNA from Ruditapes philippinarum (Manila clam), 2171 nucleotides. RefSeq names its product innexin unc-9-like. The transcript is spliced from 3 exons. Bases 1 to 1584 code for a protein of 527 amino acids. NCBI's taxonomy places the organism in Eukaryota, Metazoa, Mollusca, Bivalvia, Venerida, Veneridae. The record is from RefSeq and is a predicted model, not a curated record.